Molecule: messenger RNA, 3367 nt
Organism: Cherax quadricarinatus
Lineage: Eukaryota; Metazoa; Arthropoda; Malacostraca; Decapoda; Parastacidae
Product: RING finger and transmembrane domain-containing protein 2
Biological process (GO): positive regulation of ERAD pathway
Molecular function (GO): ubiquitin protein ligase activity
Source: RefSeq, a predicted model, not a curated record
CACACUCUCCCUUACACCCACCCUGGAACUCCACACUCUCCCUUACACCCAACACAAACAACGGGAACGACUGUCCUCUAGGGGUGUGGUGGAGUAUUUUGCUUUAUUUCGCAAACCUGCGGAAUAAUUAUGCCUAUCACAAGUGACGAUAGGUGAAGAGGAAAUGGCAGGCCACGGACGACCUAUUUUAGAUGCAGAAGAAAUGAAUAGGACAGAAAGAUCAGUGCUUCCAGUUGCCCUUACGAGCCGUCUGCAGACCAACACAUGGCGCCAAGUGUUUACAUCUCUGCGUCCUCUUGUAGCACAGACACGUCAGAGAACACUCAGUACUUACGCUCGCAGGCUCCACCAGCGACAGCAUAAUGUUCAGCCAAGAAGAUCUCGGCAGGAAGGAGGUGUACAGCAGUCACUUCUCCACACUCGUCCACCAGACUUGCAUGCUGAAACUAAUAGGGAAGGAAGAUCAGCUGAUAGCCAACACAAUGUCAUCAUUGACAUAGAAUCUGGUGACACUCCAGUUAGACAUUCCUCAAACAUCCCAGGCAUUCCAGUUCCUCCACAGUUGUCAUUUGCUGAACAUGUUUCUGACCAUUCUGCUGAGACUGUGACUGCUUCUUCAGUUGCCUCCAGCACAGGUGAAGGUCCUGAUUCUUUUGCCGUUUCUGCAGAAACAGAUCUGUUGUUAUCAAAUGGAAAUUCUGGUGUUGCAGCUCCUGCCAGUGAAAUUGGGAGUGCUGCACAUACUGCUGGUAGUGAUGGCACUGGUGCCACUGCUAACAGGAGUGAGGGUGAAUCCCUGACAGAGCUGCUUAAUCAGUUCCCAGAGGUUCGUAGUGGACUCCUGGUUGCUUGGCAGUAUUGCACCUUUUUCUUCAUAAUUCUUGCCAAAGCUGUCUUUGAUCAUGUAACAGGACUGAUGGUCAUCUUAACAUUAAUUAUUGGAUUUAUGUGGAGCAACAACAUUGUGAAGAAGGCAGUAGCACAACAGGGCAGGCGGCCUAUCAAACCACUUCUAGCUAUGCUAGUAAAUCUACCAGCUGGUGUCUUCUUUCUAUACUACUCAUACCGAAAUGACAAGUUGUUCUACAGUGUCCUGCUAAUCCCUCCUGACCAUGAGGGAUAUGGAGUAAUGGACCUUAUGUGGAUUGUAAUUGUGUCUGACUAUGUACUGAAGCUGGUUACAGUAUUGGUGAAGACAAUCAUCACUCUCAUGCCUCACUCAAUCAUGCACUACCAGAAUAGGGGUAAAUACUUCUUAGUAGUAGAGAUGGGAUCACAGUUAUAUCGAUCCUUAGCUCCCAUACAGCCUUGGCUAUCAUACCUACUUGAUGGAUAUGCUGGACCACGAAAAGUACUUGGAGUUUUCCUAUCAGCUACAUAUAUGGUUUGCAAGGGUCCUGACAUUGUAACCAAAAUGAAAUGCUUUCAGUCUGCUAUUGUCAAGUUUAUUCAUAGUGUGAAUUAUGGUUCCACUCCAAGCAAGUCUCAGCUUGAAGAUGCAGGUGGUUUGUGUCCAAUAUGUCAUGAUGACUUCCUUCUACCAACAAUGCUAAGUUGUAAGCAUAUAUUUUGUGAACAGUGUGUUGUCACUUGGUUUGACCGGGAACGAACAUGCCCAAUGUGCAGAACGCAGGUUGCUGAUGAUCCAGCUUGGAGAGAUGGCAGCACUACCCAUUUUAUGCAACUCUAUUGAUGCAAGAGCUUGAAAUGGCAUAAAUGAUGGUAAAAUUGGACAGUAUAGAAUGCCUUGAAGUCUACCAGGCAUUAACUACAGAGAAGUGAUACUGUUCUUAAACUGCUAUAAAUGAAUUCCAGUGAUUAUAAUAACACGAAGAAUGUAUUUUCACCCUUAAUAAUGGCAUUGAGAUGUUUUUGUUCUUAAUAUAACACACUGUUAAAAACAUUAACUACUACACAUCUCAUUUAAUUUUUAAAUAGUGAGCAUAUGUUAGCAUUAUUCAGUUCUAUGUUGUAAUUAAGUUUGGUCAUUUAAACUAAGAGUUUCAUCCUCAUUUGUUAAAAUUGUAACUAGAUAAUAUUUCCAGUAAGCUGUACCUAAGACUUUUAAUAGGUACUUUUCAUACUAGUAAGCUGUUUUUGUCCAGAGGGGCUGUUGGUUAAAAUAAUAAAUUGUUUACUCAUGCUCGAUGUAUGGUGUAGAACCCUCAGUAUAAUGAACUAAUAGAGGAGAGAGGUGGUGUUCAUUGAACUAAAGUUCAUUACAUCAAAGUUAUGAAAUUGUUUACAUAACUGACAGCUACUCGAUAUAGCGGAUUUGGUCUGUUGAAUAGGGAGCCUUCAUGACACAUUACAGUACCACAAAUGGGCAAGUGCCCCAUGCAGCAGACUUAGUCCUUUAUAUCAAGCCAUUGUAUCUGAAUUUCAUUACAUAGGGGUCUGUUACAUCAGGGGUUUACUGUAUUAUAGGUAUGCUUAGAUUACUGAAUAAUUUUAUUUUAACCAUCUUCUAAAUGGUGCACCAGUUUGUUCAGUUACAGGGUAGUGUGGGUUAAUUAAUAUAUAGUAGUUAUUAUUUUUGCAUAUUUUUGUGUUUUACUCUUAAGUUAAAUUUUAUCACAGUAAAACCUUAAUUUAUUGGAUCUCAAAUUUAAAAUACAAAAUCUGAGGUCGGAUAAUGUUCAGAAACAACAGAGUCCAUUAAAUCUAGAAUUUUCCAUUCUUACCAUCAUGAGAGAACACUUGUCAUUCAGAUUUAACCGACAGCUUGACUUUAUGGACACUCCUGCUUCUUCCUAUCGGUCACUUAAAUUGAGGUUUCACUGUACCAAAAUUUUUACCAAGUGCACCACUAUUAUAGGUCAAGUUUUACAGAUUUCUUCAAAGUAAAUGUUUUCUUUUUAUUGAUAUUAUACAGUACAGUAUAUAUAUUUUUUUAACACUGGCCGUCUCCCAUUGAGGCAGUGACUCAAAAAAAAAAAAAAAAGAAAAUACCUUCACCACCAUUCACACUAUUGCUGUCUUUGCAGAGGCACAUAGAUACAACAGUUUAGAUGUCAUUCUAAACAGCAGAUAUCCCAAACCCCUCCUUUAAAGUGUAGGCAUUGUACUUCCCACCUCCAGGACUCAAAUCUGGCUAACUGGUUUCCCUGAAUCCCUUCACAAAAUAUUAUUCUGCUUACACUCCAAUAGCUCAUCAAGUCCCAAAAACCAUUUAUAAGCACUCACUCCUAUUCAACAUGCUCACACAUAUCUGAAGUACCAGUGAUGACCAUUCAUUAUCUAAAGCCAUAAUAAAAUAGUGAGUGUAGUUAUAUAAUAGAAAAGGAUACUGUACUGGUGUUGUAUUGCUGUAACUGGCUAGUCAGUAGCCAAUUCCUGAUAAUAUUACAAAUAAUUUCUCUAAAAA